Molecule: messenger RNA, 154 nt
Organism: Racocetra persica
Lineage: Eukaryota; Fungi; Glomeromycota; Glomeromycetes; Diversisporales; Gigasporaceae
Source: the annotation of a GenBank genome assembly
UCGACAACAAUUCUCUGAUGAUACUGAAUUUUCUAGUAAUGAUCCCGAACAGAAAUCUAUGAGACUCAUAGUGGCUGAAGGACUUUAUUACUUGUGUUCUACUACUGAAUAUCACGAUAUGCCUCUUAUCGAGAUUAACAAGUGCAUUGAUAAG